Molecule: messenger RNA, 2486 nt
Organism: Hypoxylon trugodes
Lineage: Eukaryota; Fungi; Ascomycota; Sordariomycetes; Xylariales; Hypoxylaceae
Exons: 3
Coding region: 104-2242 (712 amino acids)
Biological process (GO): signal transduction; regulation of GTPase activity
Cellular component (GO): cytoplasm
Source: RefSeq, a predicted model, not a curated record
ACAGCGCACGACUCAGCCUGUCCUGCGGCAGAGAGCGAAUCAGGAUAUUCCCCGAAUCGGGUGUUUGACUGGAGGGCAAUAAGGGGAACACAUACCAUCCAUAAUGCGCCGAAAGCCAGUUCCCAACCCGCUGUCCCUAGUUGGCGAUUCGGAUUCCUUGGGCGAACAAUCCGCUGCCAAUCCUAACGCCCUUACCUCUCCCGAUUCCAGCGUCUUGGGAGUAGACAGACCAAGCCCGCGCCCUACCCCUACUCCUACACAUGGUAGCGAACCUAUUCUUCGAAUCACCUCGCCGACGUCUUCAAGGUCUCCCAAGUCACCGCGUUCCCCCUUUGGCAAACUCAGCGCGAGCACGAGCACGACCGGGAAUCCCCAGGCGCAACAAUACCAGGCCUACCCUGCCGAUGCACACCACCCGCUGCAGUCUCCCGACGACGUGCAUGUUGCCCAACAUCGUCGACACCAAUCCCCCCAUCGUUACGACCCGGGAUAUCCGCCUCUGACUCCCCUACCGUCGUCCAAGACCGCGCCCAUCGCCACAGAAACAUCCUCUCAUCCCGAGAGCGAAAAACAUUCACGAAGUGGUAGUCGCUUCUUUGGCUUCGGUAAGACGUCUAGGUCUAACAACCAGCUACAUCACGCCCAUACCGGCAGUACGAACGCUAGCGACGCUAUGUCUCGUGGCACAGACAAUACCGUUAUGUCAGAUAGGGGAUCCAGUAAAGCUUCUAAGAAUUCAGACCUAUGUGCCGACCCCUCAAACCAAAAGUCAACGACCUCUUUACCGUCUAGGUCCGAAGUUUCAUUGGCGUCGACAAGCGAGCAGGAAACAAGUUCAACGAAAAAGAACAAACCGAAACCUUUCACAAUAUUAGGACGUAACAGGUCCUUGAAGGAUAGAGAUGGCCAUAGCCCAAAGGAGUCAAUUACAAUAAAGCUGAGCGAACCUGAACGAGAUAAUUCGCUGGCAAAUAUGCAACCUUUGAGGACGGCACCUAUGAACACCGAUGGCUACGAUAGGUCUUUCAGGAAUAUGAUGAAUUCGGCUGUUCGGAACCAUUCCGCUGACCGAGCACCACUUCCUCGAGAAAUGCCGGGAAACAAAGAGCACCGGCAUGAUAAAGACCAUUAUAGGGGCCACCCUCCCCCGAAGGACAACAAUAGUUCUACAUUUUUUAAUGGUCUGAAAAGCUCUGGUAGCCGUGCGGCCGACAUGAUUAGCAAAGGAUUAUUCGGAAGGGGUGCUCGUAGUGCUAGCACAUCUGAUAAGGACAUGGGAGUUGACGACGAGCACUAUGUCUUGAAAGUCAUUAAUCUACCAUUAGUCGAACAGACUCGAUUGACGAGGUUAUCUAAACGACUAGAAGAUUCGCGAGAUAAAACAGAAUUUUGGAUGCCCGCUUUCCCGUGGCGAGUAAUUGAUUAUCUCAAUCUCAAGGGGACGGACGUUGAAGGUCUCUACCGUGUGCCUGGGAGUGGUCCUCAAAUCAAGAAAUGGCAGAGGAAAUUUGAUGAAGAAUAUGAUGUCGAUCUAUUCGCCCAGGAUGAUCUUUACGACAUUAAUAUCAUUGGUUCAAUGUUUAAGGCAUGGCUCCGCGAACUUCCCGACGAGCUUUUCCCGAAGGAAGCUCAGGAACGAAUCUCCCGAGAGUGUGCCGGCUCAGAAGAAGUACCACAACUGUUGAUCGAAGAACUCUCCAACCUGUCGCCGUUCAACUACUAUCUCCUUUUUGCUAUUACAUGCCACCUCAGCUUGCUUCUCGCACAUUCCGACAAGAACAAGAUGGAUUUCCGCAAUCUUUGCAUAUGUUUCCAACCAUGCAUGAAAAUCGAUGCGUUCUGUUUUAAAUUUCUUGUGUGUGACUGGAGAUCGUGCUGGCAAGGAUGUAGGAAUGAGGCCAAGUACAUCGAAGAGGAAUACCAAUUGUUUCGACAACCCUUACCCCGUGGGUUGAGUCCUGCGGAUUCUCGUAGCCAAAACGGACGCGACACUCCCGACGAUCGGAAUCUGUCUUCGUCGGAUAGCAGUAAAAUAUCAGCGCCGCCUACCGAACCGAAUAGCAAGCUAAGAAAAAAGGCGCUGGGAGUACAUCAGUCAAAUGGGAACAUGACAUCAAACUACCCGACUACGUCUAAUUCGUUAACCGUGAAUGGCGAACAAGAAACGCCUCGGCGAUCUGGAGAGCGAGAACUCAGGCCGCUAUCACCCAUCAAACCCCUUUCCCCAAUGAAUUUCUCUUAGCCGGAGGAUUUACAUGAUGGCCUACACAACUGGAGAAUGAGGCUGGGGUUUUGAUCCUAAUCUGAUGAUACCUUUUUCUUUUUCUUUUUUUGUCUUAAUAAUACCCCCAGGAGAUGAAUGUGGUGCAUAUGAUGGCAUAUGGCCUGGCGGACCUUUUUAACGAUAUUACGCUCCGUUUACGAUUUCCCCCUUUCUUUCUUAUCGUACCUUAGCGCUUGACGUUUCAUCCUCUUACUUCGACGUU